AUGCCACCUCUGGAGAAACAGCAACUGUCUCAAAGACAUAUCUUGGAGUCGGAACGGACGGCAGAAAAGCAGAUCCCCCGUGGGGCAGCCGGACAUGCGAGACUAACCCUGACGACGUGCCUACCACUGGUGUCACACGGAGAUACGAAUGGACGAUUCAAAGGGCGGUUCUGGCCCCAGAUGGAUUUGACUUUACUUACUGUCAAUGGACAGUUUCCCGGGCCCCUUUUAGAGGCCAAUUGGGGUGAUAUGGUGGAGGUUACCGUUCACAACAACAUCACGGAUCCAGAGGAAGGCACCGCAAUGCAUUGGCAUGGCAUUCACCAACAAGGGACUGGUCUCAUGGACGGAGUUAGUGGCAUUACCCAAUGCCCUAUUAUGCCUGGUGGUAGCUUCACUUACCGCUGGAAGGCCAGCACAUAUGGGUCGACGUGGUAUCAUGGACACCACGCCCUGCAAUAUGGCGGGGGUCUCUGGGGUCCGUUGAUAAUCUACGGCCCGUCUCAUGUCAAGUUUGAUUUUGACCUCGGCCCUGUUACACUUUCCGACUACUAUCACUAUCCCUACGAUACAGUCGCAAUGGAUGCCAUUUCGACUAGCAAUGAUACCAACGUUUACGCCCCAAAGUCGAAUAAUCACCUGAUCAACGGAAAAAAUAGCUACAACUGCUCCUUGGCACCCGCGAACACAACCUGCACCAACAACGCCGAGCGCGCAUCUCUCAGGUUCAAGUCCGGCAAGGUUCAUAAGCUUCGGCUUAUCAACACCAGUGUCGAGGCCAUGCAAAUAUUCUCCAUCGACGGUCACACGCUCACUGUCACCACAAUGGACUUUGUCCCUGUCGAGCCUUACCAAGUGGAAUACAUCAUUCUCGGUGUUGGGAUGAGAGCUGAAGUCCUUGUCAAUGGCACUGGAAACCCCAAGCAAUCUUACUACAUGCGGACGAGGAUUCAAUGUGCUGCUACCAACACCACCGAAGCACUCGGUACAAUCUAUUAUGAUGAAACUCCAACCACGGUAGUUCCGGCAACCACAACAGUCUCGGCACUCCCUGACUUUUCUUCUACCUGCGGUGAUCCUGACCUCCCUAAGAAGAAGCCAAUCUACAAGAAAAGCGUCCCCAAGCCGGACCUGACCCUGCUCUACAACAUCACCUUUGGAGCGAACGCCAGCGGCAACCACCAAUGGUUGAUGAACGAUGUGACGUUCAAGGCGGACUGGAGUCGUCCCUUGUAUAUUGAAGCGGCCGACGGCAACGACGACGAAUCAGAUGGAUUUUACAAUGGGACCAUUGAUUACCCCAAGAACCCGGCACGCGCCGACACGGAACUCCUCCGACGCAACGGCCAUCUCGUUGUACAGUUCGACGCGAAGAACCCAGGGGUCUGGAGCUUUCACUGUCACACUGCUUGGCACGCCAGCGUUGGACUUUACAUCAACUUUCUGGUCAAGCCCAAGGCCGUCCGGAAAAGUAAAAUUCCUGACGAUGUAAGGGAGGUUUGCCGGGCUUGGGAUGAGUACAGGCAAUUGAAUGGCGCAAACGCAUUUCCUUUUGAUAGUGGACUUCGAUAA
Messenger RNA from Colletotrichum navitas, 1572 nucleotides. Its product is annotated as multicopper oxidase. Gene Ontology annotation, molecular function: copper ion binding; oxidoreductase activity. The record is from RefSeq and is a predicted model, not a curated record. The coding region runs from base 1 to 1572 and encodes 523 amino acids. NCBI's taxonomy places the organism in Eukaryota, Fungi, Ascomycota, Sordariomycetes, Glomerellales, Glomerellaceae. The transcript has 6 exons.